AUGCUGCAGCAGAGUGAUGUCACAUAUCGAUCCGACGUGUUGCAGCAGAAGGAGCACAUUACCACAGUCCUCAUCACAACAGGACCACAUUACCACAGUCCUCAUCACAACAGGGCCACAUUACCACAGUCCUCAUCACAACAGGACCACAUUAACACAGUCCUCAUCACAACAGGACCACAUUACCACAGUCCUCAUCACAACAGGACCACAUUACCACAGUCCUCAUCACAACUGGACCACAUUACCACAGUCUUCAUCACAACAGGACCACAUUACCACAACAGGACCACAUUACCACAGUCCUCAUCACAACAGGACCACAUUACUACAGUCCUCAUCACAACGGGACCACAUUACCACAGUCCUCAUCACAACAGGGCCACAUUACCACAGUCCUCAUCACAACAGGGCCACAUUACCACAGUCCUCAUCACAACAGGACCACAUUACCACAGUCCUCAUCACAACAGGACCACAUUACCACAGUCCUCAUCACAACAGGACCACAUUACCACAGUCUUCAUCACAACAGGACCACAUUACCACAACAGGACCACAUUACCACAGUCCUCAUCACAACAGGACCACAUUACCACAGUCCUCAUCACAACAGGACCACAUUACCACAGUCCUCAUCACAACGGGACCACAUUACCACAGCCCUCGUCACAACAGGACCACAUUACCACAGUCCUCAUCACAACAGGACCACAUUACCACAGUCCUCAUCACAACAGGACCACAUUACCACAGUCUUCAUCACAACAGGACCACAUUACCACAACAGGACCACAUUACCACAGUCCUCAUCACAACAGGACCACAUUACCACAACAGGACCACAUUACCACAGUCAUCAUCACAACAGAACCACAUUACCACAGUCUUCAUCACAACAGGACCACAUUACCACAGUCCUCAUCACAACAGGACCACAUUACCACAGUCCUCAUCACAACAGGACCACAUUACCACGGUCCUCAUCACAACAGGACCAAAUUACCACAGUCCUCAUCACAACAGGGCCACAUUACCACAGUCCUCAUCACAACAGGACCACAUUACCACAGUCAUCAUCACAACGGGACCACAUUACCACAGUCCUCAUCACAACAGGACCACAUUACCACAGUCCUCAUCACAACAGGACCACAUUACCACAGCCCUCGUCACAACAGGACCACAUUACCACAGUCAUCAUCACAACGGGACCACAUUACCACAGUCCUCAUCACAACAGGACCACAUUACCACAGUCCUCAUCACAACAGGACCACAUUACCACAGUCCUCAUCACAACAGGACCACAUAACCACAGUCCUCAUCACAACAGGACCACAUUACCACAGUCUUCAUCACAACAGGACCACAUUACCACAACAGGAUCACAUUACCACAGUCCUCAUCACAACAGGACCACAUUACCACAACAGGACCACAUUACCACAGUCAUCAUCACAACAGAACCACAUUACCACAGUCCUCAUCACAACAGGGCCACAUUACUACAGUCUUCAUCACAACAGGACCACAUUACCACAGUCCUCAUCACAAUAG
This is a messenger RNA of Knipowitschia caucasica, 1560 nucleotides long. Lineage: Eukaryota; Metazoa; Chordata; Actinopteri; Gobiiformes; Gobiidae. The record is from the annotation of a GenBank genome assembly.